AUUGUGUCAAUCGUCAUGGUUACAAAAUCAGACUGGAAACAGUAUUUCAUGCUCAUUUGGGGUGUGUAAGAAAAACGUGGUAAAUGCUGGACCAGGAGGUGCCAUGAUCAGAUCGCUGGACAAAACAGAAGCAAAAUUUGGACAUAUUACAACACUGAUUUCAUAACCGCUUCAAUGGAUACAAAAACAGCUACAAAUGGCACAUUCUACAAUAACUCCAACUACUGUACAAACCUAUAUGAUCAUCGUACCUGGGCACAGGUUUUCCUACCUGUGGUGUAUUCCCUAAUUUGUAUUGUGGGAUUUUUGGGCAAUGCCUUGGCUUUGCAUGUCAUAUGGCCUAACAUGAAAAAAAUCAACUCCACCACGCUCUAUUCGGCCAAUUUGGUGGUGUCGGACAUCUUGUUUUCGCUCGCUCUGCCUCUGCGUGUGGUUUACUACGGCAAGGGGUUUCACUGGCCAAUGGGGGAAGGACUAUGCAAGGCCACAGCCCUGCUGUUCUACAUCAACAUGUACUCUGGCGUCAACUUUAUGACCUGCCUAAGCGUCGAUCGAUUCAUCGCCGUGGUGUUACCACUGCGCUUCUCUCGGUUUCGAAAAGUUCAAAACGUGCGGUACAUAUGUGUGGCCGUGUGGAUAGUGGUGCUGAUGCAGACUCUGCCUUUGUUGUCAAUGCCGAUGACGAAUAUGGAGGAGAGCGGUCACGUGACAUGUAUGGAGUAUCCCAACUUUGAGAAGAUUGACAACUUGCCCGUCAUGCUCAUCGGUGCAGUGUUCCUCGGAUACGGCAUUCCCUUGAUCACCAUACUGGCAUGCUAUUCCGCCCUGUGCUAUAAGCUCCGCCUGCUGGCCAAAUCGAAUAAAUUGACAGAGAAAUCAGGUCGCAGUCGCAAAGUCAUCGGCGUGAUUUGUGCCGUCAUUCUCGUGUUUGUAGUUUGCUACAGUCCGUAUCACAUUGAUCUCCUGCAGUACAUGAUCAGAAAGUUGCAAUACAAACCAGAUUGCACAGAGCUACACAAGUUUCAGAUCUCCCUUCACAUGACUGUGUCCCUGAUGAAUCUCAACUCAUGUCUGGACCCUUUCAUCUACUUCUUCGCCUGCAGGGGCUAUAAGAAGAAGGUACUCAGAUUGCUCAGGAAGCCAGUGAGCAUGUCCUUCUCGAGUGUGGUCAGGACCUCACCUGAGGGCUCCUCUAAAGAUGUGUUUGCAAAUGAUAAAAUGACCAUGAGCAGCAGAAUCCAAAGAGAGAGGAGCAGCGUGCUGCUGGAUGAGGAAGGGCAGCAAUAGAGAACACACAUGGACAUGUGUAAGACAAUCCCAAUUCAAAAGCCAAUUUUAUACCUCUGGAUUAUUAUUAUUAUUUUAUAAAGUUUAAAGAUAUGUUUUGCUGUUCAUAAAUUGCUUAUAUGUUUUGGUAUUACGUAGCUAGUUUGAUAAAUAAAACUUAUUCUGAUA
Messenger RNA from Paramisgurnus dabryanus, 1455 nucleotides. RefSeq names its product G protein-coupled receptor 183a (gene gpr183a). Gene Ontology annotation, molecular function: oxysterol binding; G protein-coupled receptor activity. Gene Ontology annotation, cellular component: membrane. The record is from RefSeq and is a predicted model, not a curated record. Gene Ontology annotation, biological process: G protein-coupled receptor signaling pathway. NCBI's taxonomy places the organism in Eukaryota, Metazoa, Chordata, Actinopteri, Cypriniformes, Cobitidae.